Brassica oleracea var. oleracea is the source of this 585-nucleotide messenger RNA. RefSeq names its product nascent polypeptide-associated complex subunit alpha-like protein 4. Gene Ontology annotation, cellular component: nascent polypeptide-associated complex; cytoplasm. The transcript is spliced from 2 exons. Gene Ontology annotation, biological process: protein targeting to membrane. NCBI's taxonomy places the organism in Eukaryota, Viridiplantae, Streptophyta, Magnoliopsida, Brassicales, Brassicaceae. The record is from RefSeq and is a predicted model, not a curated record. Bases 121 to 381 code for a protein of 86 amino acids.
GUUAGCAGAGUGACUAUCAAGAGAUCAAAGAAUGUUUUGUUUGUCAUCUCGAAGCCGGAUGUGUUCAAGAGUCCCAACUCUGAGACCUAUGUCAUAUUCGGCGAGGCCAAGAUAGAUGAUAUGAGCUCUCAGCUACAAGCUCAAGCUGCUCAGAGGUUUAAGAUGCCGGAUGUUGCGUCGAUGAUCCCCCCUAACGCUGAAGCAGCCGCGGUUGCGCAAGAGGAAGACGAAGAUGAUGAUGAUGUUGAUGAGACCGGUGUUGAAGCCAAGGAUGUUGAGCUCGUGAUGACUCAGGCUGGUGUUUCCAAGGCCAAAGCCACUAAGGCUCUUAAAGCCAACGAUGGAGAUAUUGUUUCCGCCAUCAUGGAACUCACUACAUAGGUUGAGUUCUCGCACUUGUCCUCUUUUCAUUAUUAAACGUCUCAUUUCUCGAACAUUGUUUGUGUUCCGCCACUUUAAACGCUAUUUUUCUCCUCUACUUUAGAGUCACAGUUGCACAAGUACCACAUGAUGAUAACUUGUUUGUCACUGAACUUAAUCUCCUGCUUUAAACAAUCUCGAUGUUUAGUGAGGCUUGCUUGUUUC